AAAACUCGGGGGAACAUCCGCGGAAACCCUAGAAUUUCAAAUCCAUGGCGGGGACCAACGUCCACGGCGCCAUCCACCGCAAAUCCUCCGGCGACCGGCCAAGUCGCACCGAAGGAAACCGAGCUCCUCCUUUGAGGCCUAGGGAUCUCAUCAGCGCCUUGCCAGACGACGUCGUCCGCCGCAUCUUCUCGUUCCUGCCGCUCGAAGAUGUCGUCAAGACCAGCGUCCUCUCCAAGCGAUGGCAGUCCACUUGGACCACCACCAACCACCUCGUUUUCCAUGGUUUCCAUGGACUCCGGCGUCACAAUCACGGCACCUACACCUUUGAUUUCCCGUCCCUUGUCGACAGCGUCCUGAUCCGGUGCACCUCGCCCUCGGUGAAGAGUUUCCACAUCACCCACUUCAAGUAUGACGAGGCCUGCUGCCCCAAGCUCGACCUCUGGCUCCGCUUCGCGGAGGCGUGCCGCGUGGAGGAUCUUUGCCUGGUUCUGAUUACCGGGCUGCAGUUCUUGUAUAAACUGCCGCCGUUCUUGUAUUGCUUGAGCUGGUUGGUGCGCCUGGAAGUUGGUUUGUGCUGUUUUUCGUUGAGUACUACCAUUAGGUGGCCUUGUCUUAAGGUCCUGUUGAUCGAAUAUUCGGAGUUGAGUGAUGAUGUCCUAGAGAGAAUUGUCAGGGGAAGUCCUGUUUUAGAGUCUCUUGAGUUACAUUGGUGCAGGGGCGUGAAGAACAUUAUCAUAGAUUCGACGAGUGUGAAAGAGUUGGUGCUCAUCGGCGACAGGUUCUCUAACACGGAGAAAAUUUGGGCACCACAUUUGCUGUCGUUGCGUUUAUCAGGUCGUCUUUCUUCCGUGUUCAGACUUGACGAUAUAUCUUCUUUGGUCGAAGCCAAGAUAGAUUUUGAUGUGCCUGGUGACAUGAGGAUGUGCUGUGAUUUGCUAACGAAACUUUUUGAGAAGCUACGCAAAGUUCCUAAGAUCAUCAUUGGCGGCUGGUGUUUGCAGAUUCUGUCCGUGUUGGAGAUGAAAGGAGUGCUAUCUCCAUUGUCAAAUUGUCAGAAUUUGAUACUACGCGCACAAGUUUGUCAAUGGGACCUUCCUGGCAUAGCGUACAUGCUACAAAGUUCCCAGUGCCUGGAAAAAUUAGUCAUACAUCUGACUGACCUCUCCCUAUUGAAAUUUGCGGUUGACAAAGAAUCUGAAGCACGUUUUAACUUUGACGAAGAAGAUCUUUUGUGUUCACGGAAGGGAAACUUUCAAUGUUUGGCAAAACAUCUCAAGAGGGUGGAGAUCACCGGUUUUGCUAAUAGUUUUGGGUCGAAACAUCUGCUGGCCCUGAUUAAGUUUCUUCUUGGUGAUACACUUGAGCUGGAGAAGAUGAUUAUCAAGGCUGAUUUGCAUGUGCAACAUGGACAAAAACGUCUAGAGACCGCUGAUCUUUCCAAAGUUCUUAGUGUGAGCCGAAAUGUGCUCAGCUAUCGAAGAGCUUCCCAAAAUGCUGAAGUUAUCUUUAAAUUUCCUUGUAAAUAG
This is a messenger RNA of Rhodamnia argentea, 1526 nucleotides long. Its product is annotated as F-box protein At5g03100-like. The transcript is spliced from 3 exons. The record is from RefSeq and is a predicted model, not a curated record. The coding region runs from base 45 to 1526 and encodes 493 amino acids. Lineage: Eukaryota; Viridiplantae; Streptophyta; Magnoliopsida; Myrtales; Myrtaceae. Gene Ontology annotation, molecular function: protein binding.